Balaenoptera acutorostrata (minke whale) is the source of this 644-nucleotide messenger RNA. RefSeq names its product presenilin enhancer, gamma-secretase subunit (gene PSENEN). The record is from RefSeq and is a predicted model, not a curated record. Gene Ontology annotation, cellular component: gamma-secretase complex. Lineage: Eukaryota; Metazoa; Chordata; Mammalia; Artiodactyla; Balaenopteridae. Gene Ontology annotation, biological process: Notch receptor processing. Bases 30 to 515 code for a protein of 161 amino acids. The transcript has 4 exons.
ACUCACCCACUGGAGUUGCCUGAAAGCGCAUGCGUGCAGCGUUGCCUGACCAAAAAGACUACAGGGUCCAGAGAUACUUGCGGCAUCUCGCGCAAAAGUCCGUAGUUGAAAGUGGCAAAGGGGUCCAAACCGGAGGAAGUAAGACUCCACGGGGUCAGGGCUUGGGUCUUGCCCUGAAGACCCUCGGAAGACCCGGCCCCAGCGCAACUAUGAACUUGGAGCGGGUGUCCAACGAGGAGAAGUUGAACCUGUGCCGGAAGUACUACCUGGGUGGGUUUGCUUUCCUGCCUUUUCUCUGGUUGGUCAACAUCUUCUGGUUCUUCCGAGAGGCCUUCCUUGUCCCGGCAUACACGGAACAGAGCCAAAUCAAAGGCUAUGUCUGGCGCUCAGCUGUGGGCUUCCUUUUCUGGGUGAUUGUGCUCACCACUUGGAUCACUAUCUUCCAGAUCUACCGGCCACGUUGGGGCGCCCUUGGGGACUACCUCUCCUUCACCAUACCCCUGGGUACCCCCUGACAACUUCUGCACAGGCCUGAGGACCAGGAUGGGCUCCUCUACUCCGAGCCUGCUCUCAAGCCCCUAAGACUUGUUCCUAUCUCCUAUGUUCUCUGCUGACAUCCCCUAAUAAAGGACCCUAAGUCUCAA